Molecule: messenger RNA, 243 nt
Organism: Hydatigera taeniaeformis
Lineage: Eukaryota; Metazoa; Platyhelminthes; Cestoda; Cyclophyllidea; Taeniidae
Source: the annotation of a GenBank genome assembly
AUGCUGCUGCUAAAUGUUGACCAGCAGUGCUCUUUGGCUGGGAAAGACAACUCUGAAGGCCCCGAUGCUUACGAACAGGUAAAAUUCCUAUGUGUACGGGAUGCUCUCGUUGGUACCUAUGAUUUGUUGCAGCUUCGCACUGCAUUUCCCUACGUUCUGUGUCUUGGUGAGAUGAAGGGAAGGGAGGAAGCUGGGGUUUACAGCGGCGACAGCAUAUUUGGAGUUGAGCGUCUGGAAUUGUAA